CUGCCAUUCUCGAGGAUAGUUGGACACUGCGCAUCGAGCAAACAUGAUAGAGUUUCUGAUACUAUUCCUUGGCGUUUACGGGGUACUGGCGGCUCCUCACGCACCCCAUGUGCAUCAUGAUCUUCAUCUGGAUAAUAAUACGGAAGUGAUUGAAGCACAGCUUCCCGGUACGGAGAACCUCAAUGAGAAAGCGCUUCCAAUAUCUCGUUUAUUUGCCACGGAUUCAAAUGAUCUGCCAGCGAAGAAUAAUCUGGCGGAAAGAUCUCAGGUGCCUCAAAAACUUCCCGGGACGGAAAAUCUGGCGGAGAAACGAAUUCCCGAUAUCGUUCUGAAGAGAUUAUUUCAACUGUUGGAAGAAUAAAAAAAAGAAAAUCUUGUGCUGAAAGAUGUAAUAAUCUUGUUCAUAAUCUUUUAAAUAUAUUUAACUAUUAUUGAUAUUUAAAUAUCUUGGAUAAUCUAAACUGCAUAAAUCUUUUUUGCUAAAUGCAAUUGAAAAAAGACUCUUUUCUUUGGAAACGUUUUUUUUUUAUUAAAAAGAAACAAAGAAUCUUUUAGAAAAUUGACCAUCAUUUAACGAUUAUAUCAUAAUAUAUUAAUUAAAAUGUAUGUAAAUUAUAUUAAUAAUAUAGAAAAUAUAAACAAGAUACAAAUUAUCGAAAUCACGAGUUAAUAUAUUCUAUUAAUCGUACAAUUUAUUUUAAUGUAAAUGAAUUUUGCAUUAUAAAGUUGACAUAAUUAAUCAAUUAUUUUUGACAAAACUUAGCCUCUUAAAAUAAUUACGAUAUCAUCUCAUCGCGAAAAAUGUAUGUAUGUAUUAUCAUUACAUCGAUAAAUUAUAAUUAUUAUUAUUAAUCUAUUUGAAUUAUAUAUUUAUUUAACUUCAGGUUAUUACGCGAUAACAAUGUAAUUUGUAGCCAUUCGCAAACGAAUAAAUUCUCGAAGAGAAAGUAUACAAUUUGCAUUUUUGUCGCUCUUCUGUUAUCGAACCCAUUAGUAUUUCGUAAGAUUACUUUUAUUACUUGCACUAGAAUAGCAAUUGUAUAGACAAAGGCAUAAGAACGAUGGUAUUAUGCGUUUUAUGUCCUGUUUGAAAGAAAAAUAAAGAAAUGCAUUUUAUAUUAA
This is a messenger RNA of Cataglyphis hispanica, 1122 nucleotides long. RefSeq lists its product as uncharacterized. The record is from RefSeq and is a predicted model, not a curated record. Lineage: Eukaryota; Metazoa; Arthropoda; Insecta; Hymenoptera; Formicidae. The coding region runs from base 44 to 361 and encodes 105 amino acids. The transcript is spliced from 2 exons.